This is a messenger RNA of Salvia splendens (bonfire salvia), 3700 nucleotides long. RefSeq names its product probable importin subunit beta-4. The record is from RefSeq and is a predicted model, not a curated record. The coding region runs from base 135 to 3284 and encodes 1049 amino acids. Gene Ontology annotation, molecular function: small GTPase binding. The transcript is spliced from 21 exons. Lineage: Eukaryota; Viridiplantae; Streptophyta; Magnoliopsida; Lamiales; Lamiaceae. Gene Ontology annotation, biological process: protein import into nucleus.
CGCACAGUAGCAGUCCCACCCUUUCACCCGCCGCCGCCGCUGCUUCCUUGUAUAUAGAGGAAAGGGAAAAAAAAGCAAACGAAGUUAGGGAACCCUAGCCUCCUUCCUCCCUCUCUCACGCACGCUAUCCACCAAUGGCGCAGUCCCUCGAGCUUCUGCUCAUCCAGUUCCUCAUGCCGGACAACGACGCCCGCCGCCAGGCCGAGGAUCAGAUUAAGCGGCUGGCCAAAGACCCGCAGGUGGUGCCGGCGCUCGUCCACCACCUCCGCACCGCCAAAACCCCCAACGUCCGUCAGCUCGCCGCCGUUCUCCUCCGCAAGAAGAUCACCGGCCACUGGGCCAAGCUGUCUCCGGAGCUCCGCCAGCUUGUCAAACAAUCUCUCAUCGAGAGCAUCACCGUGGAACAUAGUCCACCAGUGAGGCGAGCUAGUGCAAAUGUGGUUAGCAUCGUUGCCAAGUAUGCCGUCCCAGCUGGAGAGUGGUCGGAUUUGUUGCCAUUUCUAUUCCAAUGCAGUCAAAGUGCACAAGAAGAACACAGAGAGGUGGCGUUGAUACUUUUCAGCUCCUUGACAGAGACUAUUGGAAAUUCGUUUCGACCAUAUUUUGCCGAUUUGCAGGCUCUGCUACUUAAGUGCCUUCAGGAUGAGACCAGUAACUGUGUUAGAGUUGCUGCUCUCAAGGCGGUUGGCUCUUUUCUGGAGUUCACUCAUGAUGAGGUUGAAGUGAUCAAGUUCAGAGAGUUUAUUCCUAGCAUUUUGAAUGUAUCAAAACAAUGCCUUGAUUCUGGUGAGGAGGAUGUUGCUAUGAUUGCUUUUGAGAUCUUUGAUGAGUUAAUCGAGUCUCCUGCUCCUCUCCUUGGUGAUUCUGUGAAAGCCAUUGUUCAGUUUUCUCUUGAUGUUUGUUCAAGUCCUAAGUUGGAACCUAAUACACGUCAUCAGGCUAUUCAAAUAAUUUCAUGGCUUGCAAGAUAUAAAUCAAGUUCCCUGAAAAAGUACAAGUUGGUUGUACCAAUCCUGCAAAUCAUGUGCCCUUUACUUGCAGAGUCAACCGACAGGGAUGAUGAUGAUGAUCUGUCACCUGAUCGAGAUGCUGCUGAGGUUAUUGAUACUAUGGCCAUAAAUCUGUCAAAGCAAGUGUUUCCUCCCGUUCUUGAAUUUUCUUCUUUGAGUAGUCAGAAUGCAAAUCCAAAGUUCAGGGAGGCUUCAGUUACAGCUCUAGGUGUUAUAUCCGAGGGCUGUUUGGAGUUGAUGAAGGGCAAACUGGAACCUGUUCUUCAUAUUGUCUUGGGAGCUCUUAGAGAUCCUGAGCAAAUGGUGCGCGGGGCUGCGUCUUUUGCACUCACACAGUUUGCUGAGCAUCUGCAGCCUGAGAUAGUAUCUCACCAUGAAAUUGUUCUUCCUUGUAUUUUGAAUGCUCUAGAAGAUGCAUCUGAUGAUGUCAAGGAGAAAUCAUAUUACGCACUAGCAGCAUUUUGUGAGAACAUGGAUGACGCAAUUCUUCCUUUUUUAGAUCCUUUAAUGGGAAAACUGCUUGCUGCUCUCCAAAAUAGUCCCCGUAAUUUGCAGGAGACAUGCAUGUCAGCUAUAGGCUCAGUUGCAUCUGCUGCAGAACAAGCUUUCCUUCCAUAUGCAGAAAGGGUUCUUGAGUUGAUGAAAAUAUUUAUGGUGCUUACAAAUGAUGAGGACCUCCGCUCAAGAGCAAGGGCUACCGAGUUGGCUGGUAUAGUUGCAAUGUCUGUUGGCAGGGCUAGGAUGGAGCCAAUUUUGCCCCCCUUCAUUGAAGCUGCAAUAUCUGGUUUCAGCCUGGACUUCAGUGAACUCCGGGAGUACACUCAUGGAUUCUUCAGCAAUGUUGCUGAACUUUUAGAAGAUGGGUUUUCUCAGUACCUUCCACAUGUUGUUCCUUUGGCCUUUUCCUCUUGCAACCUUGAUGAUGGUUCUGCCGUGGAUGUUGAGGAAUCUGAUGAGGAUGACAAUGUCAACGGAUUUAGUGGUGUCUCUUCCGAUGAUGAAGCACACGAUGAACCUAGAGUUCGUAGUAUUAGUGUAAGAACAGGUGUUUUGGAUGAGAAAGCAGCUGCUACCCAAGCUCUUGGCUUAUUUGCUCUGCAUGCAAAGAGUUCCUAUUCACCGUACAUAGAGGAGACCUUGAAGAUUUUAGUCAGACAUUCUACUUACUUUCACGAGGAUGUUCGCCUUCAGGCAAUAACUUCACUGAAAUAUAUAUUGGAAGCAGUACAAGCAGUUUUCCAGAAUCACAAUGAGGGAAUUAUUAAGAUAAAAGAGGUCUUUGAUACUGUGCUGAAUAUAUAUAUCAAGACAAUGACUGAAGAUGAUGAUAAAGAAGUCGUAGCUCAGGCUUGCAUGAGUGUUGCUGACAUCAUGAAAGAUUUUGGAUUCAUGGCUGUUGAGCCUUAUAUACCUCGCCUUGUUGAGGCAACUUUGGCACUACUCCGGGAGGAGUCUGCCUGUCAGCAGAUAGAGUCAGACAGUGAGGUUGAUGAGGAUGAUGCUGACCACGAUGACGUACUCAUGGAUGCAGUUUCUGACCUCCUUCCAGCUUUUGCCAAGGCAUUGGGUGCUCAAUUUGCACCAAUCUUUUCACAGCUGUUUGAGCCUCUAAUGAAAUUUUCGAAACAAUCACGCCCACCACAGGACAGGACAAUGGUUGUUGCAACCCUUGCUGAAGUUGCUCAGCAUAUGGGUGCUCCAAUUGCUGGCUAUGUUGAUGCUGUAAUGCAUCUUGUGCUCAAAGAAUUGGGAUCACCAGAUGCAACAAAUAGGAGAAAUGCGGCAUUCUGUGUGGGUGAACUGUGCAAAAAUGGUGGCAGCUCAGUCGUAAAAUACAAUGCUGACAUUUUGAGUCGCCUUCAUCCAUUAUUUGGGGAAUCUGAGCUAGACAAUGCAGUGAAGGAUAAUGCUGCUGGGGCAGUAGCAAGGCUGAUAAUGUCUCACCCAGAGAAUAUCCCACUGCACCAGGUUAUACCCAUUUUACUGCAAGUGCUUCCUUUGAAAGAGGACCAUGAAGAAUCUACAGCUGUUUAUGGAUGCAUCUGCAAUCUAGUUUUAUCAUCUAAUUCUCAUAUACUUUCCUUUGCCCCUCAGCUGGUUAGCAUAUUUGCUCAAGUUGCUAUAUCACCCGAUGAAUCUGAUGAAGUUAAGGUGCAUAUAGGACGGGCAUUCUCCCAUCUGAUAUCAAUUUAUGGCCAUCAAAUACAACCUGUCUUGGGCAAUCUAUCACCUGCUCAGGCUAAUGCUCUAGCAGCAAUUGCACCUAAGAGCUGAGAUAUGCUACCUGCCGGAGUUGUUUUUAGUUCAGAGCUUCUUUCUACACCAGUGAGCUUCCGUAGUUGAUGCCAUUAUCACAAUGGCGACGUAUUAUAUUUGAAAUCAAGGUAAAUCCAAACUAUUUUUUUGAUCUGUUGCUGCUGCUGCUUGUAUUUGGUAUUCCAGUUUCAGGAUUGUAUCAUUUCCUCAUUUUUUGGUUUGUCAAGGCGAGGCGUUUUCUACAAUUUUCUAGUUUGGGGAUUCUUUCAUCCCCCCAAUUUUGGUGUGUAUUCAGAUGUCUUUUUUUUCUUAGUCUCCUUAUUCUUCAAUUGUUUGCAAGGCCUGGUUGCUGUUUAUUAUUUUAAAAGUUAGCACAAAUAACUGGAAAUUGUUACAUUUUUAAUUGCUUGAGAUACAUUUGGUCUUGUUUCUAA